CAGAACUGCGCAGGCGCUUCGUGUACAUGGCGCACGAGGAAGAAAGAAAAAAAUAAGUGUCGAGAAAUAUUUGAUUGAAAGUAUUUAUAUAUGUAAAUUUUGCUCUUUAUCGUAAAUAUUUUUUAAUAAUUAAUGUUGCGUUUAUUUUUUCAACGUAACAUAUAUAUUGGGACGUAUUGUCAAUGGAUGCUUCGAUAAAUAUAUUUAAGGUUACAAAGUUGUAUUAAAUAUGAAAAGGAAACGUAUUCUUUAGUUUUAUUAUAUACGAGACGAAGUAACAAUUUCGUCGGGAUUUUAUGCGAUGGGGAUAGGAAAUAUUAAUAUGCGGCCGAAUGUUAUAUUAAAAUUUUCCUUUUCGGCACCAUUGCGUACUUGCACGACGAAGAAACACCGUCAGAAAUUUCUUAAUAGACAUUUCACUGACGACGUAAAGUAUACCGUGAAAAAAGAGAAAAUCAUUCAUCCCUAUCGCAAGUUGCACCCAUGGAAAUCUCAUGAAAGCUUCUCCCAAUACUUGUUAAAUAAUGUUAUAUACAACAAAGAUGGAUUGGUUGCGAUAAAUAAGCCAUACGGCAUAUCAGCCAGAAAGCCAGUAAUUGUAAAUAAAAAUAAUUCCAAUGUUUAUUCCAUAGUGCCAAAUAACGUGGAUUAUACCUUAGAAGAUAGUAUGCCAUUUUUAGCAGAGAAAUUAGGAUAUACCGAACUAAUUAUAGUUAAAACACCAGAAAAAUUUAUGAGCGGCGUAACGCUAUUAGCUGCGAACGAAACGUUGCAAGAUGCUAUAAAUUCUUCUUAUCAGAGUUCGAUAGGAAUGAAAAUUCUUAAUAAAACAUAUUGGACUAUUACUUCAAGAGUACCAAGUCAAAUAAAAGGAAUGGAACAUUUGUGUAUGUCGAAGCUGUUUAAUCGAUCAGAAUCUGAUAAGAGGGUAGUAAUUGAAGAGAAAUGGAGUAAGAAAGCGGAAAAGCGGCGAGAAAUAAAAGUGUUAAAUAUCGAAUUUAAAAUUAUCUCAAAUUCAACGAACAACCUAAGUUCCUUAAUAGAGAUGAAAGCGUCAACCAUAAAAUGGCAUGCUUUACGUUUGUUCGCUUCAACCAGAUUGUAUACUCCAAUUCUGGGAGAUAAUAUUUAUGGAUCUAGAAUACAGAAUAUCGCAGACAAAUGGUUAUUAGUAAGUCCAUUUGCAAAGAUAAAUAAUAAUUUAGGAGAAGUGGAUCCUAAACUGUUGGAAAUAUUAUAUUUAACUAAAGCUAAACAGGAGCUAAUACCUUGCCACAUUCAUGCUCGAAGCGUAAUUUUACCAAAAUUCAAGGGCGAAUCUUUGACGAUAGAAGCACCGCUAAUAUCGCCAUUCGACUGGACUUGCAGGCAGUUGAAAUUUAAGAAUAUACCCGAAUUAAAGGAAAUCAACGAAUAGAAAGUUUUGAUCGCAAGCUCGACAACAGCCAUAUACAUAUAUGGCGCUGGAAUAUUUUCAUCGCAUGUAAAUCCCAUUUGUGAGACAAAUUUGUGGGACACAGCAAUGAUAAGAAAUAAAAAUUAUUAAUAUUAAUUAUUUCAACAUAUAUUUAAUAGAGAUAUUUAAUCAACUACUUGAGAAAUAUUGUGUAAAAUAAUUAAUGACUUAAGACAUGUUUGCCUUUUAAUAUUCUUCUCAUAAGAAUUCGUCUACCCUCAGGCGUAGACAUCCUUGCAUGCCAUCCCAAUCUAGUAACUCGUUUGUACUCUGAAGGUUUUGGAAAGUUAUACCUCGGUUUCGUUAUGUAGAAGAAUUUUGUUCUGACGGAUGUGAAAUUCCAUUGACACUGAUUCGGUCCAAGAUUCGGUACAUUCAACGAUCGAACGAGCCCAUUGCUUGACGUAUUGUGUCUGUUGGGAAGAGAAAUUUUUUAAUAAUGAUCUCAUUACAUAUGCAGACACUGACGUAAACGAAAUAUAUAAAUAAAUGAAAUGGGACGUACGGUAAUGCAUUUAAAAUGCUAGAAACGAAUCGGCCGAACAUCCUUUGACACGUUUGUCUCUAUUGAGAUACUUCAAAGAUAUGGAGCGUAUGAGGGUUAGUAUAGCUAAA
Molecule: messenger RNA, 2071 nt
Organism: Vespa mandarinia (Asian giant hornet)
Lineage: Eukaryota; Metazoa; Arthropoda; Insecta; Hymenoptera; Vespidae
Product: pseudouridylate synthase RPUSD4, mitochondrial
Biological process (GO): pseudouridine synthesis
Molecular function (GO): pseudouridine synthase activity; RNA binding
Source: RefSeq, a predicted model, not a curated record